Messenger RNA from Medicago truncatula (barrel medic), 3711 nucleotides. RefSeq lists its product as uncharacterized. NCBI's taxonomy places the organism in Eukaryota, Viridiplantae, Streptophyta, Magnoliopsida, Fabales, Fabaceae. Bases 1 to 3711 code for a protein of 1236 amino acids. The record is from RefSeq and is a predicted model, not a curated record. The transcript is spliced from 8 exons.
AUGGUUCACGAACUAGAAGUCAAGAGGUCGGAGGUGAAAAAGGGGCGCGGUAGACCUAAGAGUAAUAUUGGUUUAGCGUCAAGAGCAAUGAACUACGUUCAAAUUGUCUCAAAUUUUUCAGAAUCUAUUCAAGGUGGCCUAAAACGAAGACGUUUGUGUGAAAUUAAAACUAUAGAACAUGAUGAAAUGAGAAGCGCAAACCAUCUUCCGAUUAAUGUUGAUCGAGGUUGUUCUGUUCCAAAGGCUUUAGAAACUCAACUGCAGUCUCAACCUUAUGCAUUAAAUGAGUCUCAAAGCAGUAGUCAGGUAGAGAUAGAUCUGUCUUCCAUUAUCCGCAAUGAAAGUGAUAUCUCGGAGACAAGAAUGAAUCCUGGUAAUCAUAAAGACAAUGUUUGUUCAGCGUCAAGAGCAAUGGAUUUUGAGGAAAUUGUCUCUCAGCUUUCACAAUCCAAUCAAGGUAGUCUAGAAUGCAAACAUUCACAUGAAUUUGAUGUUGUGGAACAUCAUGAAAAGAGAAGCUUUGACCAUCGUCUGAAAAAUGUUAAUAGAAGUUGUUCUAUUGAUGAGACUUUGUUGGCUCCAACACAAUCUCAACCUUAUGCAUUUGAUAAAUCUCAAACCAUUGGUCAGUCUGAAAAAAACCUGGCGGGCAAUCUUCAAUGUCAUGGUGAUGUGUCAAAGAUGAUUAUGCAAGACUCAUUUAGUAAACCUGUUUCUGAAGUCUUUUUGCCAGAGAGUGAUAGCGAUCUUGAAAGUGAAGAUGAAGCUGAUUCCGAUUAUAAUCUAUCAGAAAUUUCUGAGUGUAGCAGCAACUAUGAUUCUGCCAGUGAAGAUGAUGAUGAACACAUACAAUUUGAGGAAAGACACUAUUCUGAAUCGUCUAAUCGAUCAAGCUAUGUAGAUCUUGGAGAUCCUUUACAUGAGUGUGUUCAUUGCGGAGCAUGUUUGUGGUAUAAUGAACGACUUGUGAAAAGCAAAGACUCUCAAAAUCCAAAGUUUUCUUUGUGCUGUCGUAAGGGAAAGGUUCAACUGCCAACAUUGCCAAAACCUCCUGAGUUUUUGAGACAUUUAUUGUUUGAUUAUGAAACGCCGGAGAGUAAAAAUUUUCUUAGUCAGAUUAGAACCUAUAACAUGAUGUUUGCAUUUACAUCACCUGGAGCUAAAUAUGAUUCCAGUUUUAAUAAUGGAAAAGGACCUCCUACAGUUAGAAUUCAAGGUCAAUUUUGUCAUAGGAUUGGCAGCAUGUUGCCAAAGAAUGGAGAACCUCCUAGGUUUGGUCAGCUCUAUAUCUAUGACACAGAAAAUGAAAUACAAAAUCGAAUUCAAGGUGUAAGGAACAAUAGAAAUAUUGAUCCCAAAAUUGUUGAAAAUUUAUCAACGAUGUUGUAUGAAAAUAACACUCAUGCAAAAUGUUUCAAGAUGGCAAGAGAAAGAUUAUAUUCUGAUAUAGACGUUCCUGAUCUUAAACUUAGGUUAAUAUCAAAUAGGAAAACAGAUGGUCGAGUUUACAAUCUUCCAACUGUAUCCGAAGUAGCUGCAUUAAUUGUAGGAGAUGUUGGUGAUGCUGAAAAAAGGGAUAUUAUUGUUCAAGCUCAUGGUGGUCAAUUGCAAAGGAUUGAUGAAUUUCAUGCUAGCUAUCUUGCUUAUCAGUAUCCGUUACUUUUCCCGUACGGAGAAGAUGGAUAUAGACCUAAUAUUGCACACAGAGGAAUUGAUCAAGGUGAUGAUACUAUGGAUGUGAAGAAACAUAAUAGGUUAACAGUUAGAGAGUGGCUAGCAUAUAGAAUUCAGAUGAGAUUAUUUGAAGCCAAAACAUUGUUAUCCUCCAGGAGAUUGUUUCUAGAAUUUUUGGUGGAUGGUUUCACAAUGUUAGAGGCAGAAAAACUGAGUUGGCUUAAGAGGAAUCAAAAAAAGCUCAGAGUUUCGAAAUACAAGAAUCUUCAUGAUGAAGGUCAGCAGAAUAAUGCUCCAGGAUCAACCAAAGGAAAAAGAUAUGUUUUGCCGUCCACUUACGUUGGAGGCCGCCGAUUUAUGGAUCAGCUUUACUUUGAUGGAAUGGCUAUCUGCAGCAAAGUUGGGUUUCCUGAUCUUUUCAUUACCUUUACAUGUAAUCCCAAGUGGCCAGAGAUCGUAAGAUUGUUGACUCCUUUGCAUCAAAGAGCACACGAUCGGCCCGACAUUGUGGCAAGGAUCUUUAAGAUGAAAUUUGAUCAACUGAUGUCGGAUUUGAUAAAGAAUGCAAUAUUGGGAAAAGUCUUGGCAUAUAUAUAUACAAUUGAGUUUCAAAAAAGAGGGUUACCUCAUGCACAUAUUCUACUUUUCUUUCAUCCGUCGAACAAGUAUCCUACUCCAGAUGAUAUCGAUCGAAUCAUUUCUGCAGAGAUACCUGAUCCUGUAAAACAACCAGAAUUGUACAACUUGGUUAAGGCGCACAUGUUUCAUGGUCCAUGUGGUUUAGCAAAUGAAAACUCACCUUGCAUGAGAGAUGGGAAAUGCUCUAAAUACUAUCCUAAGAAAUUCCAGUCAGUGACAAUUGUCGAUCAAGAAGGAUUCCCUGUGUAUAGAAGGAGAAAAAAUGGCCGGACCAUAGAGAAAGCAGGUAUUCUUCUUAACAAUUCACAUGUUGUUCCACAUAAUCCAACUCUGCUUCUCAAGUAUCAAGCUCAUAUCAAUAUGGAGUGGUGCAAUCAAAGUUCCUCAAUUAAAUAUUUGUUUAAGUAUAUUAAUAAGGGUUCAGAUAGGAUUGGUGCUGUAAUUGAGCCAGUUGAAGUGCAGGCUUCAUCUUCUCAACAUAACAGAUUAGAUGAAAUAAAAGAAUAUCUUAAUUGCAGAUAUGUUUCAGCAAGUGAGGCAUGUUGGAGAAUAUUUUCUUAUUCAAUACAUGGUAGAAAGCCUGCUGUAGAGAGGUUAUUCUUUCACGAUGAGGGUGAAAAUUGUGUUUACUAUAAAGAUCAUGAGCAAAUUGCUGAUGUUUUGCUUAAGGCGAGUGUGACUGAAUCAAUGUUCACUUCUUGGAUGGAGGCUAAUAAGUUGUACCCUGAAGCAAGAUUAUUAACCUAUGUAGAAUUUGUUUCUAAGUUUGUUUAUGAAAAAAAAAAAAGAUCAUGGAAACCUCGGAAAAAAGGGUACACAAUUGGAAGACUUAUGUGGGUACCUCAAAGUACUGGAGAGUUGUAUUAUCUAAGAAUGAUAUUGACUGUUGCUAAGGGACCAACAUGCUAUAAGGAUCUAAAAUUUAUUAAAGGAGUCCAAUAUCUUACGUUCCGAGAAGCAUGUUUUGCCUUAGGAUUUUUAGAAGAUGAUAGAGAGUUCAUCGGGGCAAUAAAAGACGCAUCUGUAUGGGGUUCAGGUUAUUUUUUAAGAAAACUUUUUGCGCGUAUGCUAUUGUCUGGAUCAAUGGAUAGGCCUAAUCAUGUAUGGGAAAAUUCUUGGAGAUUACUUUGUGAUGGCAUUCUUUAUAAUCAAAGGAAAUUGUUGCAAAAUCGAGAUUUAUUGUUGACAGAUGAAGAAUUGCAAGAUUUAACCCUCACAGAAAUUGAGAAGCAUUUGCAAUCUAACGGAAGAAGCUUAAGAGAGUUCAAAUGUAUGCCAUAUCCAAGCAAUUAUGUUCCAGAUUUUUUGGGAAAUAGACUGAUAUACGAAGAAAAAAAUUAUGAUCCUGUUUUCCAAAAACAAGUUUUUGAGCAAUUGUUUGGAUCUCUUACAGGUUAG